AACAAGUCUGCUCAGACUUAAAAGCCUCGGGUCAGGACUGAAAGCUCCACAAAGGCUGGUGCUACCACUGAAGAGACUAAACCUGCAGAGAUGGGCAGCUUCUACCUCUCGGCGGAAACAUGGACCCUGCUGGUUGCUUUUGUCACGCUGCUCAUUCUUUAUGCCUACUGGCCCUACAGGGCAUUUAAAAAUCUUGGUGUGUCUGGUCCCAAACCCAUCCCCUUCUUUGGCACUAUGCUGCAUUAUCGAAAGGGAUUUUUUAACUUUGAUGAAAACUGCUAUAAGAAAUAUGGGAAAAUAUGGGGCAUCUAUGAUGGCCGCCAGCCAGUGCUGUGCAUCGCUGACCCCGCCAUGAUUAAAUCCAUUCUGAUUAAGGAGUGCUACUCCCUCUUCACCAACCGCAGGAACUUCCGUCUGAAUGGACCCCUGUAUGACGCCGUGUCCAUUGCAGAGGACGAUCAGUGGAGGAGGAUCCGCAGUGUCCUCUCUCCUUCCUUUACCUCAGGAAGGCUGAAAGAGAUGUUUGACAUAAUGAAGCAACAUUCUGCAAAUCUGACCAGCAGCAUGAAGAAGAUGGCGGACAAGGAUGAACCGUUAGAACUGAAAGAGUUUUUUGGCCCCUACAGCAUGGAUGUGGUUACCAGCACAGCCUUCAGCGUGGACAUCGACUCCCUCAACAAUCCAUCUGACCCUUUUGUCACAAACAUCAAGAAGAUGCUGAAGUUUGACCUGUUCAACCCUCUCUUCCUUGCUAUCGCUUUCUUCCCCUUUCUUGGUCCCAUUUUUGAAAAAAUGGAGCUUUCCUUCUUCCCUGCUUCGGUGACAGACUUCUUUUAUUCUUCUCUGCAAAAGAUCAAGUCUAAUCGAGACAGCAGCAAGAAGCAGGGUCGAGUAGAUUUCCUCCAGCUGAUGAUUGAUUCCCAAAAACACAACGACCCCACCGGGGUGCAGCAGGACAAAGGUUUAAAUGAUCAUGAGAUCCUCUCACAGUCCAUGAUUUUCAUUUUUGCUGGCUAUGAAACGAGCAGCAGCUCUCUCACCUUCUUGGCUCACAGUCUGGCUACAAACCCAGAGGUCAUGAAGAAGCUCCAGGAGGAGAUCGAUGCCACCUUCCCAAACAAGGCUCCUAUUGAGUACCAGGCUCUUAUGGAGAUGGAGUAUUUGGACUGCGUCAUCAACGAGUCUCUGCGUAUCUACCCCAUUGCCCCGCGUCUGGAGCGUGUUGCCAAGGCGAGUGUGGAGAUAAACGGUCUUCUGAUCCCCAAAGACAUGGUGGUUCUGGUCCCCACGUGGCCCAUUCACCGGGACCCCGAACUGUGGCCCGAACCUGAGAAAUUCAAACCUGAGAGAUUCAGCAAGGCCAACAAGGAGAAAAUCGACCCGUACACGUACAUGCCUUUCGGGGCAGGGCCUAGGAACUGCAUUGGGAUGCGGUUUGCUCUGGUGAUGAUGAAACUGGCCAUAGUGGAGAUCCUCCAGCGGUACAGCUUCUCCGUUUGCAAGGAGACCGAGAUCCCCAUUGAGAUGGACAUCCAGGGUCUGCUCAUGCCCAAACGGCCCAUCAAACUGAAGCUGGCGCCUCGCUCUUAGACGUCCAAAAACAGGAACAAAAUCAUUCAUCCUUAUUUUGUUUGUGAUGCUUACAUUUCUUCUCUGUAUAAAAACUUGAUGUCAGUUUUUCUUUUGUUCUUUUUCUAGUAAAGCAGAACAGCUGUGUAGUUUUGUAUGACUUAAUUCAGAAUAAAGUGACAAGUGAAACAUUUCUAAAACCUGAAACAGUAA
Nothobranchius furzeri (turquoise killifish) is the source of this 1782-nucleotide messenger RNA. It is a transcript of the gene cyp3a65, whose product is annotated as cytochrome P450, family 3, subfamily A, polypeptide 65. The record is from RefSeq and is a predicted model, not a curated record. Gene Ontology annotation, molecular function: heme binding; iron ion binding; steroid hydroxylase activity. Lineage: Eukaryota; Metazoa; Chordata; Actinopteri; Cyprinodontiformes; Nothobranchiidae.